Messenger RNA from Prunus avium (sweet cherry), 2265 nucleotides. RefSeq names its product transcription factor TGA2.3. Lineage: Eukaryota; Viridiplantae; Streptophyta; Magnoliopsida; Rosales; Rosaceae. The record is from RefSeq and is a predicted model, not a curated record. Gene Ontology annotation, biological process: DNA-templated transcription; regulation of DNA-templated transcription. Gene Ontology annotation, molecular function: DNA-binding transcription factor activity; sequence-specific DNA binding.
AAGAUGGAAAAAGUUGCAGAGAAGAAAAGGACGUAUGGAAGAGAUUGGGAUGAUCUGGACGUCACGCUUCUUCUACUCUCUCUCUCCAACCUCUUCAAGAAAAUUAAUAAAGUUAAAAUAUUUGCUCAAAAUUCAAGGUGGGCCUGUUGAAUUUUCCAGCCUUAGAGAGAGAAGUGAUGGUAUAUAAUACUAUAUUACGAUCAAAAGGUCAAAGGGACUUGGUAUUUAUCCUGUUAAAGCUUCUCGGGUUAGGGUUUUGUUGGGCUAUUCCUUCAAUUUUAGCUUCUGGGUAUUGCUUAAUUUGUGGAAAUUCAGUGUCUUGAGUUCUGAUUCUUCAUCUACUUUGGUGGAGUUGGCCUUGGUUUUACUUCAAACUUGGCGGCUUGUUCAUACAGUUUCUACUAUUGGGUCUCUUUGGCUUUGGGAUCAGGUGGUUCUGGUGGUUUGUGGUGGUGGUGGUGAUGAUGAUGAUGUUGAUCCAUGGGCAGUAGAACAGUUAAAACUGGUGCAAAUGACGGUAAUAAAGUCGUGACCGAGAUGCCGAGCUUUGUUCCUCCAGUACCCACUUCCAAUCCCACUGGUACAGAGGGGAGCACCAUUCGUUCAUCUCGAAUUUCAGACUUUGGAACUCUAGAGCAAACUCUUGGUUUUCGCAUAGAGGAUGCUGUUGACAUUGGGAGAAGUCCUGUAUUUAAUCAAAAUAAAUUAAGUAGCCAGGCACUGGGGAGUAGUGAUGCCCAAUUUGGCUCUUUAAAUAAGCUGUUGCCACUGCAAAAAGAGGCACAACCAAAUUUGCCUUCUGUAUCUCGUAGCAAUCACGAGAACUGGGGGGAGUCCAGUAUGGCAGAUGGAAGCCCUAGGACUGAUACUUCAACAGAUGACACAGAAGAUAAAAAUCAGAGGACUGAACUGAAUCAAAUGACUGGUCUUCUAGUUUCGGAUUCGAGUGACAGGUCAAAAGAAAAACCUGGUGAUCAAAAGACACUGCGAAGACUUGCUCAAAAUCGUGAAGCUGCCAGGAAAAGCAGAUUAAGAAAAAAGGCAUAUGUACAACAGCUCGAGAGUAGCCGGCUGAAAUUAACCCAGCUUGAGCAAGAGCUUCAGCGUGCCCGCCAGCAGGGAAUAUUCAUUUCAAGCUCUGGAGAUCAAUCUCAUUCGAUGAGUGGAAAUGGAGCUCUGGCAUUUGAUGUGGAAUAUUCCAGGUGGCUAGAGGAGCACAACAGGCAGAUAAAUGAGUUGAGGGCUGCUGUUAAUUCACAUGCGGGUGACACUGAACUUCGUACCGUUAUUGACAAUGUCAUUGCUCACUACGAUGACAUUUUUAGACUGAAGGGUACUGCAGCAAAAGCUGAUGUUUUCCACAUCUUGUCAGGAAUGUGGAAAACACCAGCUGAAAGGUGUUUCAUGUGGAUUGGUGGCUUCCGCUCAUCCGAGCUCCUUAAGCUUCUGGUGAAUCAAUUGGAACCAUUAACUGAGCAGCAACUGGUGGGUAUUUACAACUUGCAGCAGUCAUCCCAGCAGGCUGAAGAUGCUCUGUCACAAGGGAUGGAGGCAUUGCAGCAAUCCCUGGCUGAAACCUUGGCCAGUGGCUCACCUGGGCCAUCAGGAUCAUCUGGAAAUGUAGCAAACUAUAUGGGUCAAAUGGCCAUGGCCAUGGGAAAGCUAGGAACUCUUGAGGGUUUCCUACGCCAGGCUGACAAUCUUCGCCAACAAACGCUGCAACAAAUGCAUCGUAUACUGACGACCCGACAAUCAGCUCGUGCACUGCUUGCAAUAAAUGACUAUUUUUCGCGUCUUCGAGCCCUGAGUUCUCUUUGGCUUGCCAGGCCCAGAGAGUGAGAGGCAUUAGAUUCUUUAUCUGAAGUUGAUCUUUAGGGUCCAACUAGAGCAAUUAUAUGGUUAGAUGAUAGGAGGACUUCUGCUAUUCUCUGGUGUUCGAUACCCUUCGCGGACCUGGUUGAGGUGCAGUGAAGUUGCAUGAUUGUUCAUAGACUCCAUUAAAGUUGUGGUUGUCACAUAUGGUCGUCUAGAUGUUGUAUUUUAUGUCAAAAAACAAUAGUAUGAAUAAAUCUGAUUAUGCAAGUUAUUUAAUAGAACUGAGAGGGAAUAGAAUAGUGCUAUUGUUGUUGUAGGUUACAGAUGUCAAUUUGUAUACCAAAAAAUCAGAUGAUGUCAGACUGAAAGGUUUGCAUUUUCUUCUUCUUUAAUCGUGUAUAUACAUAUGUUGUCUCUGAAUGUUAUUGGCCUACGAUGUUUCAUUGGUUU